AUUACCGGGUAAAUUCGUUAUAAACAUUUUUGUAUCUUCAUCUGAAGAUAUAUCUUUUAUCAAUUUAGGUUUAACCAAUAGGUAAACAAUAAAUGGCAAAUAAUAAUAUAAGAUAUCCGUUACAUUUAUAUUCCAAAGAAUAUAAAUUUUUUGCAUUUCGUAAAUUGAACAAGAAAAUGAAGCAGUCCUUGAUCUCCAUAAGAAACGAUUUUAAAAGAAAUUCUGCAACUAUUAAGUCCAAAGACAACAUCAAAUCUGUUGUUCGUGAAAUUAUUCCAAUGCAUUUCUUUGGUUGUAGAAAAAAUAAGAAAUUAUUCGUUCAGAUUGUAGACAGAAUUUUGAAUCAUAGGCUGAGGGAAUUUGUACAUAUUUCCUUACUAUGUAAAGACUUUGAAAGAAAAUUUGAGUGGUCUGAUAACAUUGAAAAAGAAGACGAUUUUCUUGAAAUUUUAAGAGAUGUUAAUUUGUACUUAUUAGAGAAAUGUAUCAAACCUUUUAUUAAGAGACAUUUCUUCCCAGUGUUUAAUGGCAAAUCUUAUAGAACUGAUUUGGUUCUCAAAUGUGAAUGGCAAUGCUUCCAAAAUAAGGUUUUCGAUGAAUUGGUUUCAAAGAAACAUGUUAAAUUAAAAGAUAAAUAUGCCGAUGAAUUACCUAGAGGAGCUCUUAGAAUAUUACCGAAAGAAAAUUGUGAUAGUUUAAGCUAUCGGCCGAUUAUAUGUUAUUUCCGAAAAAAUGAAUCCGUUGAAAGUUUCCAAUACAUAAAACAAAUAAAGAACAAGCUAAAACUAUACCUUAAAGAAAAGAGAGUGAAUCCAAGUCUCCAUAAAUCUUGGGCAGAAUUUGUUGAAAAAUCUGGUUUCCAAAUGAUUUAUGGGAUAAAAGUUGAUGUUAAAGAUUCAUUUGGUAGUAUUAAUAUAAAUAAAUUGUGCUGGCUGAUUGAAGCAAUACCAAGGAGGGUUCUAACAGAUGAAGAUAAGAAUAAUAUAAUAAAUAGAGUUAAAAAGCAGUAUAUAUCUUUUAAAAGACAUAAUGCUAAAAGAAGAAUUAUACUAAGAUGGUGUCAUGGUUUAUUACAAGGCGAUAGACUUUCUUCACUUUUAUGUGACCUUUACUAUCUUUUUCUUAUUGAUCAAAAUCUUCUGAAAAACUGUAUGAUUGGGACCUUUUUCUUCCAUCGUUUCGUUGAUGACUACAUAUUCUGUUCAACAAAGAGAGAAAAUGUUGAAAACUUUGUUUCAAUUCUGACCCAAUCUCAUGUUUUGAACGAAGAUAAAAUAUUUUCCAAUUUAUUCAAUAGUAUGAAUGUAGAGCUGCCCUACUGUGGCUAUACAUUUAAUUUAUGUACUAAAGAAGUUAGUAUAGGAUUUAGUAAAAAAAAAUUAAUUUUGAGAGAUAAAUUAAAGUUAUGGAAUGAUAAUCUUUACAGUUCUCCAGGAACAUACUUGACAAAUGUUAUGAAAUUUAGCUCUGCCAGUUUUUACUUCAGCAAAGUUAUUUUUAGCACUCACUAUAAUAAUGAAGAAACAAUUUUGAAAAUAUAUUUUCAAAGCAUGAUUUAUUUAGCUAUGAAAUUUCAUUGUGCUUUUAUGGAGUUAAAAAAUUAUCAUAAAGAAUUUUGCUCCAAUCAGUCUAAUCUAAGUGAUAGAAUAAUAAGAAUCAUUAAAAAGUAUUCAGAAAAAACAAUGCUAAUCAUAAAGAAUUCUAAAGGAAGCUUAUUCCAUGGCGAUAUCAAUAUUGAAAUUUUGCUAGCUAUUGGUGUACGAGGAUUUAUAUUGAUGUUUCAAAAUUAUUCUGGAAUUUACAAGGGAAUAGUGAGGUUAUUGAAAAAGAAAAUAUUUAUGAAGAUAACGUUUUUUGGAGAUCUGAAUAUUUCGUUUUUUAGUAAAAUACCUUCAAACAUGAUAAUCUAGUCGUCUAGUUGUAAUUAAGUUGCAGAUAUCAAGGAUUUAUAUGGAAAAAAAUCAUGUUGAUUGUAUCUUUCAUUUUAUCAAAGAUUGUGAUAAAUGUUUAUUGUUAUUGUUUCUAUUUUUCACUUUUUUUUUUUUUUGGAUUGUAUAUCUAUAUUUUACUUUUCUUUAACUCAUUUUUCAAUAAAAACGUUUUUAUGUGUAUCUAAUUUUAUUAUACGUUUAUAGGGAAUAAUAAAAUACAUAUUUUGUGUAUAUAAAUAACGCACCAAUUACGGGUAAUAGCACCUGUGGGCUAUUAUUAUUAU
Molecule: messenger RNA, 2215 nt
Organism: Harmonia axyridis
Lineage: Eukaryota; Metazoa; Arthropoda; Insecta; Coleoptera; Coccinellidae
Gene: Tert
Exons: 1
Coding region: 93-1910 (605 amino acids)
Biological process (GO): telomere maintenance via telomerase
Cellular component (GO): telomerase catalytic core complex
Molecular function (GO): telomeric repeat DNA binding; telomerase RNA binding
Source: RefSeq, a predicted model, not a curated record